Molecule: messenger RNA, 1209 nt
Organism: Eptesicus fuscus (big brown bat)
Lineage: Eukaryota; Metazoa; Chordata; Mammalia; Chiroptera; Vespertilionidae
Gene: TRNP1
Product: TMF1 regulated nuclear protein 1
Exons: 2
Coding region: 127-816 (229 amino acids)
Biological process (GO): regulation of cell population proliferation
Cellular component (GO): nucleus
Molecular function (GO): DNA binding
Source: RefSeq, a predicted model, not a curated record
GCUGGCGAGGUGCUGGCGCGGGGGCUGCGGCCACAUCGCUUGCGUUCUUGACGUCCAUCCUCCCUCGCGCGGGGGCAGCCGGCCAAACCCGAGGACCGACUGCUGCAGACCGCCGGGGGGCGGGGGAUGCCGGGCUGCCGCAUUAGCGCCUGCGGCCCGGGGGCCCAGGAAGGGGCAGCGGAACCGGGGUCGCCGCCGCCGCCGCCCCGGGAGCCCCUGCCAUCCCCUCAGCCCCCGCCCCCAACUCCGACCUUGACCUCGACACCGACUCAGGCCUCGUCGCAGCCAGAGGCGACCCCGGCGUCGGUGGGCUCGGCCGAGGGGCAGGAGCUGCAGCGCUGGCGUCAGGGCGCUAACGGGGGUGCGGGGGCCACCGGGCCGGCAGGGGGCGCGGGCGGCGGCCCGGGGGCGGCGGGGUCCGGGGGGCGCGCCCUGGAGCUGGCCGAAGCGCGGCGGCGACUGCUGGAGGUGGAGGGCCGCCGGCGCCUGGUGUCGGAGCUGGAGAGCCGCGUGCUUCAGCUGCACCGCGUCUUCCUGGCGGCCGAGCUGCGCCUGGCGCACCGGGCCGAGAGCCUGAGCCGCCUGGGCGGUGGCGUGGCGCAGUCCGAGCUCUACCUGGCGGCGCACGGGUCGCGUCUCAAGAAGGGCCCGCGCCGCGGCCGCCGGGGCCGCCCGCCCGCGCUGCUCGCCUCGGCGCUGGGUCUGGGCAGCUGCGUGCCCUGGGGCACCGGGCGCCUGCGGCGGGGCCGCGGCCCGGAGCCGGACUCGCCCUUCCGCCGAAGCCCGCCCCGCGGCCCCGCCUCCCCCCAGCGCUGACCUCGGCGCCGCGACCCCCGGCCACCCGACAGGCCGUUGCCGAGGCGCGGAUGGAGGACUGCGGACGCGUCUCUGACGCGGAUGGAUGGACUGGUCGGUCACAGGAAGAGAGAGUCGGGCGGCCGGGGGACCAGUAAGAGAGGCUGAGCUUCUCCCAGCAACUCUAUGGAUCUGAACUCCUGGGAUUCUGUUCCUUCCCUGAGCACCUCCUCCAGGAAGACUUCUUCACUGGACCCUACACAAGGCGGAGCCUCCUUACUUCACGGGGGCAGGAUUCUGGGGAAGUUCCUGUACUGUGAAUUUCUCUAUGUAUGCCACAUUUGACUUGGGCUUAUGUUGUACCAUUGGAAGCCCCUGAGAUGCUAUCAGAUUAUUUAAGAGUGAAUAAAUAUG